UCUUCUCAGUCAUCACAGGAUGUUCAGCAAAAUAAAAGUAAUAGAAGGAAUGAUGGACAUCAACGAGCUCAUACAGGAAAGAAACCAUAUUCAUGCUCAGAAUGUGGAAAAUGUUUAAUUAAGAUAUCAAGUCUUGUUGAACAUCAGAAAAUUCACACUGGAGAGAAACCAUUUUUAUGUUCAAAAUGUGGUAAAUGUUUUAUUCAGAAAUCAGUUCUUGUUCAACAUCAAAGAACUCACACAGGGGAGAAGCCAUUUUCAUGUUCACAAUGUGGCAACUGCUUUACUAGGAAAUCAAAUCUUGUUCAACAUCAAAGAACUCACACAGGGGAGAAGCCAUUUUCAUGUUCAGAAUGUGGGAAAUGUUUUACUGAAAAAUCAGGUCUUGUUCAACAUCAAAGAACUCACACAGGGGAGAAGCCAUUUUCAUGUUCACAAUGUGGGAACUGCUUUACUAAGAAAUCAAAUAUUGUUAAACAUCAAAGAACUCACACAGGAGAGAAGCCAUUUUCAUGUUCAGAAUGUGGGAAAUGUUUUACUUGCAAAGGAGAUGUUACUCGACAUCAAAGAACUCACACAGGAGAGAAGCCAUUUUCAUGUUCAGAAUGUGGGAAAUGUUUUACUGAAAAAUCUAAUCUUCUUAAACAUCAGAAAACUCACACAGGAGAGAAUGCAUUUUCAUGCUCAGAAUGUGGGAAAAGUUUUACUGAGAAAUCACAUCUUGUUCAACAUCAAAAAACUCACACAGGAGAGAAGCCAUUUUCAUGCUCAGAGUGUGGGAAAUGUUUCACUGACAAAUCAGGUCUUGUUAAACAUCAAAGAACUCACACAGGGGAGAAGCCAUUUUCAUGUGCAGAAUGUGGGAAAUGUUUUACUCAGCAAUCACAUCUUGUUAAACAUAAAAUAACUCACACAGGGGAGAAGCCAAUUCAGAGCAAUAAAUGAUGCAGAUAACACAUCUAUAUAUUAACCCUGUACAUAGGAUAUCUGAGGUUUAUACAUUUAUAUCAUAUACUGCAUCUCCAAACUUGUUACCAAUUGAUAAUAAAAGUUUUCUUUUAG
Messenger RNA from Hyla sarda, 1062 nucleotides. RefSeq names its product gastrula zinc finger protein XlCGF17.1-like. Gene Ontology annotation, cellular component: nucleus. The annotation marks the transcript as partial. NCBI's taxonomy places the organism in Eukaryota, Metazoa, Chordata, Amphibia, Anura, Hylidae. Gene Ontology annotation, biological process: regulation of transcription by RNA polymerase II. The transcript has a single exon. Gene Ontology annotation, molecular function: RNA polymerase II cis-regulatory region sequence-specific DNA binding; DNA-binding transcription activator activity, RNA polymerase II-specific. The record is from RefSeq and is a predicted model, not a curated record.